AGGCUAUCAACGCUCUCUCCAUCUUCCUUCUCCCCUCACCAGCCUAAUCAUCCGCCAUGGCCACCAAAAUCGUCACCUACGAGGAGUUGAAGGCUCACAAUUCGAAAGACAGCAUUUGGCUCCUCGUUCAUGAGAAGGUGUACGAUGUCACCAAGUUCAUUGACGAGCACCCCGGAGGAGAUGAAGUAAUCUUGGCUGAGACGGGCAAAGAUGCUACUGAAGCGUUUGAAGACGUCGGUCAUUCCGAUGAGGCCCGCGCUUUGUUGCCUGAUCUGUUCGUUGGCGACUUCGAGAAGGAUGGCGAGCUGAAGGUUAAGUCGGCCACCAAAUCUGCAGCUACACCAUCGACAGCAGUCAACACUGCGGUGCAGCAGGGUUCAAAUUUGAUGUACUUUGUACCUCUUGGUCUUCUCGGUGCUUACUUUGCUUGGAGAUACUACUCCAGCGGAUCCGUGUAGAGUUUUGAGGCUCGACUCACUCUUCUAUCGAUCAUUUGCUUACUACUUAGAUUCUGCUUCAUCUUCCAUUGUUGUCUUCUUGGCUUCUACCUGCAUAUGUUCACCACGAUUCCCCCUUACUCUCCCGUGUGUUGCGGCAUUCAUCAUCUCUCGUGUUAGGCAAGUACAGGACGGUUUGUGACAUACAUGCAGAAAGAUGACCAUAUCGCACAUGUAAUUUCUGAUACUUCUUGGGAGCUUUUUUCACAGUUGAAACCUCCUGAGCACCGAUAGAGUUCACAAAGCAAUGUACAGCUUUAAGGAGUUCCCCGAAGUUUCAUUGCUCGCUAGUCCCUACAAUAUGUGUUUGUUAGGCUACGGUGCGAAACACCUGGUCACCGCUACCUCUGUACAUCGGAAACAGCAUUCGUUGGAGACGCGAGUGUAUCAUCCCCUCUUGUAGAAAUGCUACCUUGAACGAUAGGAAUCAAUUCACG
Messenger RNA from Somion occarium, 934 nucleotides. The record is from the annotation of a GenBank genome assembly. Lineage: Eukaryota; Fungi; Basidiomycota; Agaricomycetes; Polyporales; Cerrenaceae.